CUGAAAAAAAGAAGAAGAGAAUAUCAAAUCGAAUGUGCAAGUGAUGUAAAAAUUCUAAAAUUGUGUGAUUUUUUAAAGUAAAUAUAUUUCAUUACGUAAUCAACAAUAAUAAAAAUCUGCUUAGACUAUUGAUACAGAAAUGUGUUGAAAAUUCAGAACUAUUUAAAAACAAACGAAACCUGAAAUCAUCCGUCAAUGUCAAGGCAAUAAGUUCGAGGUGAAUCUUGUGUUAUUUUUAACCAAAAUUAUAUAUAUACCUCUUGAAGAUAAUAUCAAAUUUGCAUUGACAACUGGUUCAACUUGGAAUGUGCUAGUAAAUGCUGAAUGUGAUUUCAUUUCCGAACACUGAGUAGCACGCAUGAUAUGGCAGCUUUUGUAAACCGCACAAUUUCUAUGAUGUCGGGCGACGGACCACACAAUGUGUCUCCAGUUCCCGUUAGGGCUAUUCUUACCGAUAGGGGAGUGAGGGUUCCUCUUGAUAAUUCUCCCUUGCAGAUUUUCGUCAAGGCCAAGAAGAAGAUCAAUGAUAUUUUCGGAGAGAUCGAGGAAUAUGUCAAAGAUACUGUGGAAUAUAUGCACGAAAUCGAAAAAAACGAGAAAAUAGUUAAUGGCGAGAAAGUCAAGGAAAUCGAAGAAUUCGUCAACAAAGUACACAGCAUCAGAGACGUUCUCUGCAGAGAUCAUAUGAAAGUAGCCUUCUUCGGAAGAACAUCCAAUGGCAAAAGUAGCGUAAUAAACGCCAUGCUCCGCGACAAAAUACUACCCAGCGGUAUUGGGCACACCACAAAUUGCUUCUUACAAGUGGAAGGAUCCGCUUCGGAGGAGCCGUACGUGAUCCUAGAAGGCUCUGAUAAACGUUGUGCCAUAGAAUCCGUGGGCCAACUGGCGCAUGCCCUAUGUAAAGAAAAAUUGAGCGAAUCUUCCCUAGUCAGGAUAUUCUGGCCUAAGGAUAGGUGCCUUUUGCUCAGAGACGAUGUGGUCUUUGUAGAUUCCCCUGGAGUUGACGUCACGCCUAAUUUGGACGAGUGGAUAGACAAACAUUGUCUGGAUGCUGACGUUUUCGUUCUGGUCGCAAAUGCUGAAUCUACCCUCAUGGUUACGGAAAAGAACUUUUUUCACAAAGUGUCAACAAAAUUGUCCAAACCGAAUAUUUUCAUUCUCAACAACAGAUGGGAUGCAUCUGCCUCUGAACCUGAGUUUUUGGAUCAGGUGAGGAGACAGCAUCAAGAAAGAGCCGUUGACUUCCUUGUGAAAGAGCUAAAAGUGUGCACUCAAAAAGAAGCCGAAGAAAGGAUUUUCUUCAUUUCUGCCAAAGAGGUUCUCCAGGCACGAAUGCACGAAGCCAACAAAUCUCCCCUGCCUCCUACCGAAGGCUUCCAAACCAGGUGGUUUGAAUUUCAAGAUUUCGAAAAGAAAUUUGAGGAGUGCAUAUCAAUAUCUGCAGUCAAAACGAAGUUUGAGCAGCAUUCGCAAAGGGGAAAAUAUAUUGCAAACCAAUUACGAGACAUAUUAGAAGGGGUAUACAACGACGCUCUGCAACUAAAAGAAGAAAAACUGAAGAAGCGCAAAGAACUCAACGACAAAAUCAACUACACCGAGCAACAGCUCAUGGUCGUCACCCAGGAAAUGAAGAAGAAAAUCCACAACAUGGUAGAAGACGUGGAACACAGGGUCUCGAAGGCUCUGAACGAAGAAAUUCGCCGUCUAAGUACUCUCGUUGAUGAAUUCAACUUGCCCUUCCAUCCGGAACCUCUGGUGCUGAACGUCUACAAGAAAGAACUUCACGUGCAUGUAGAAACUGGUCUAGGGUCGAAUUUGAGGGCGAGACUCUCCACCGCGUUGGCUUUGAAUAUGGAGGCCAGUCAGAAGGAGAUGACAGAAAGGAUGGAAAUGCUCAUUCCAGACAAGAACAAGGUGGCGAGUAAUGUAAUCUUGCCCAGACGGCAACCGUUCGAGAUACUGUACCGUUUGAACUGCGAUAACUUGUGUGCCGAUUUUCAAGAAGAUUUGGAGUUUAGGUUCUCAUGGGGUAUAACUUCCCUCAUCCAAAAAUACGCAGGCAGCGGUGCCAACUUUUUGGCUCUCAAAUCGAAACGGGAGAGUCCGCACAAUUCUGUUAUGCCUUCCAGUCCUACGGAUGUCGUAGACGGCAGGAUGAUGUACCCUGCCGUUGGCAUCGACGAUUGGUCGUUGCUGUCGAGAAUAGCGAUAAUGGGUGCUACGUCGCAGGGAACGAUGGGCUGCCUGCUCGUGGCAGGUUUCCUCUUCAAAACUAUCGGAUGGAGAGUGGUGGCAGUCACAGGUGCUGUCUACGGUGGUCUAUAUCUGUAUGAACGCUUGACGUGGACGAACAAAGCCAAAGAGAAAGCUUUCAAGAAACAAUACGUCCAGCAUGCCACCAGGAAACUUCGAAUGAUCGUCGAUCUAACGUCUGCCAACUGCAGCCACCAAGUUCAGCAGGAACUGAGCGGUACCUUCGCCAGGUUGUGCCACGUUGUUGACGAGGCGAGUGACGACAUGGAUAAACAACUGAAGGGGUUGGAAGCUGAAGUUAGUGUAUUGGAAAAAGCCGGAGGCAAUGCAAAAGUCCUCAGGAAUAAGGCCAACUACCUAGCGCACGAGCUAGAGCUGUUCGAGAAUGCCUACUUGAAACUACACCACCACUAGUGCCGGUGGAGAACCCUCCGUAUUAGUUGAAUAUAUUUUAAUUCGUUAGCCGGGCCGCGCGUAUCCAGCUAUCCGAACUUUCAACUAUUUAUUACGUUCUGUAUUAUCUUCAACUGAUUCGCAACACUUUCGAGAACCUGGAUGAGCGCGGCUUCACAUUUGUGAUAGAUUUAACAUUGUAUUAAGCUCCUACACUCGAUUCUAUACAGAAUUUUAUAUCAUUUAACGGAACAGUUUACCUUGAUUAUUUUCCGGCCUGGUCCGUAAGAGGUUUUAUUUAUUGUUUGCGAGACUUUCGGCCAUGAAAUAUAUAUAUACAUACACAUUUUGGUCUGUCGGAUUUUUGACUGUUUCUUUGAAGCGAUUACAUUAUAAUUUUCAGGAAACAAAUCAAGCUUGAGUUCCGAUUGUGGAUCGGAAUCGGUCCACACUGUGAGCAGAUGAUUAUGAUAACUUGUUGUUAGUGUACAUAUUAAUAAAACAAUAAUGUUGUU
Leptinotarsa decemlineata (Colorado potato beetle) is the source of this 3161-nucleotide messenger RNA. RefSeq names its product Mitochondrial assembly regulatory factor (gene Marf). Gene Ontology annotation, cellular component: mitochondrial outer membrane. Gene Ontology annotation, molecular function: GTP binding; GTPase activity. Lineage: Eukaryota; Metazoa; Arthropoda; Insecta; Coleoptera; Chrysomelidae. The record is from RefSeq and is a predicted model, not a curated record. Gene Ontology annotation, biological process: mitochondrion localization; mitochondrial fusion.